AUGUUUCCCCAGCUUGGCCAGCUAUUCCGGAGCGCGGCCACCGCGCUGUUGCUGACGUCGUUCGCCGUCCGCGCUGCAGUGCUUGUUGACUUCCAGGUCGCGCAACCGCCGCCACUGCCGCAGGAUGCGAAGCAGUGCACGGUUCAGAUACUGCAGCGCACCUUCGGCUUCUCGUUUGGACUUGCUGAGGUCGUGGAAUUCACCCCGCCUACAGACUGCGGUGCCCCUGGUUCAUGGGCAGGUAUCAGCCUGAACUUCACUGUCACCUCAAACGGUACACAGUUUGAUCGUUUGGGGAUUUUCACUUUCCAGAACGUUGAGAUCUGGCGGACCUCCACGCCUGAACCUACGCGAGGGGACGGCAUCAUCUGGACAUACUUGAAGGAUGUCACCCGCUACACGCCGCUCUUCGCCAAACCUGGCACCUUCAUCCUGCAGCUCGACAACCUGAUCCAAACCGGGUUGGAUGGACAGUACGCAACCACGCUGCACGCGACCUUCUUUGCGUCUUCCGCCCAACACCCGCCUGCGGCGCAGGCAAACGAGAUCAUACCUGUGAGCACUCUGGCCAAUAACACAGGAAACGAUGCUUCUGUUCCGCCUGUCUUCUCGUUGAACGUCACCGUACCGCGUAAUGCCGUGCAAGUCUUUGCUGAGUUGUACGCAUCCGGGAACGGCAACGAAGAGUUCUGGUACUUCAACACGGCUGACCAGUUUGUGUCCGCGCUGCCCGCCGGCUUCACGUUUGGAGGCGGUCCGUUCCGUGAAGUACGACUGCUCGUCGACGGUCAGGUGGCUGGUGUCGCACUUCCGUAUGCGGUGAUUUUCACUGGCGGUAUCGUGCCCACUGCAUGGAGACCCAUCACAUCCUACGGCGCUCUCGACCUCCCGACAUACUUCCUCGACCUGACGCCCUUCGUGCCGAUCCUCACAGACGGAAACCCGCACAACAUCAGCCUCGACGUCGUGUCUGCCGAAGACGACCACGCGAUCAACCAGAACUGGUUCGUCUCCGGCAACCUGCAGGUCGUCACGGACCCGUCGGGGAAGCCGACCACGGGCAAGAUCAUGAAGUAUGAGGCGUCGCCGUUCCCGGUGUCGACGACCACCGGCAGCGUGGGCGCGAACGGAGAUGUGAACGUCACCGUCUCCGCGACGCGCAGCCUCCAUAUCGAGGCGGAGAUCACGAGCGGAAGCGGGAAGACGACGCACGUCGCGUGGUCGCAGACCCACGCAUUCUCUAAUACCCAGCAGUUCUUGAGCGACCUGUCCAUCCAGAACGUGUUCCAGACUGCCACAGGGUCGUUUUUGUCCACCCACAAUGGCGUCCCGGAGCUCGUUGAUACCUUCUCCUUCCCGUUGAACAUCAACAUCACCAACCUUACCCCUGACGGCAGCACUUUCAUUGCUAACUUCGACCACUCAUACGAGCGUACUUCCAACCCGGCGCCUUUCAUCCUGGGGUCUACGAUCCAUGAACGGCAGAUUGCCAGCGGUUUCUUCCACGAGGCAGCGACCGGAAACACCGGUAACGGCACUAACUCGAACACGUUCUCGUACGUCGAUACAGCCGGAAACACAUUCAACAGGCAGGUCAGCGCGGUGGACAACAACAUCACCUCCGACCACCAGGGCGGCACGCUCGCGCCGCACAGCGCGAUCGCAUUCCCCAGCUUCAGCCUCCAGACGCCGCUGGUGGUCACGAAGCCCCGGCUGCCCGGGGCGCGCAAGAUCGGGAACUAA
Messenger RNA from Trametes versicolor FP-101664 SS1, 1743 nucleotides. RefSeq lists its product as uncharacterized. The record is from RefSeq and is a predicted model, not a curated record. Bases 1 to 1743 code for a protein of 580 amino acids. The transcript has 14 exons. NCBI's taxonomy places the organism in Eukaryota, Fungi, Basidiomycota, Agaricomycetes, Polyporales, Polyporaceae.